GAACUGCGCCACCUUGGGGAAGCAGAUCGAAGAGCGGGACGCCAAGAUGGAGAAGGCUCUGCAGGAGAUUCCUGGGCUCUCCGCUGGCGUCUCUGGUGCUCGGGAUUGCAGGUGCAGGUGCUCUCGCCUUUGCGUGCACGUGAGCGGAGAG
Messenger RNA from Prorocentrum cordatum, 151 nucleotides. Lineage: Eukaryota; Dinophyceae; Prorocentrales; Prorocentraceae. The record is from the annotation of a GenBank genome assembly.